AUGGACAUCACACUACCGCAGUCACCACGAGAGAGGGGCCGGUUCCAGGCGAACCCGGGGCAGAGAUGCACCCAGAAGCCGGCCCACGUUUUCAGGUACCCGAUGCUCAGCAUUCCUUCCCCUCCCCACCAUCAAAACCUGAUUGACAGGAAGCCCUUGUGCCAGAUGUUUGCAGGCUGGUGUGCAGAUCUCACCGGGGAGCGCUCGCUGCUGGCGCGGCGGGAAUUCUCUGUGUCUCCGGUUUUUUCCCCCCUUCUUUGCAGCUUGUUAAAAUUCAGUCUUAUUCUAGUUCUGUCGAUUUCUACAAUGCAUGUGUUCUGGGGUUAUCCGUUUCCACCUUCUAAGGUGUCUGGAAAACCUGAUUCCUUUCUCUUCCUGCCGAACAGCUGCCCAACCAGGAUGGAGAGGAGCGAGGGACUAGAUUUUCUAAAGCCGGUUUUGGAGAAGACGUUUAUGAAAAGGUCCUUUCGCAAUGGGGUUGGCAUGGGGAUGAAAAAAACUUCCCUUCCAAGAGCAAAAUCAUGAAUAAGUGUGCAAAGAACUCUGGGAAUUAAUUUUGAACGUUGUAGAGUGUGUCUCCUGUGCUGAAAGUCAGGUAUAUCUUCAUCAUUAAUAUCUGUGCGCUCUCUGUUCUUAAGUACCUUUUCUCUCUUAGCUGGUGUAAUGGAGUUUUAAAAAAUGUAAGCCUGACUGAAACUUCUACUCUAAGAGAAUAAACUGCUGAUGUGAUCAGUUAGUAACUUUCCUGGGUAGGGAUGGACACAUUUGCUAGGAUCUUAAAUUGGCCAGAAAGUAUGAGCAUUUUUACUGGAAUGACAAUAGAGUGACUUUUUGUCCUGUCUGUAGUACUGUACUAUCAUAAUGCUGAUAGUUUUUCUUUUAAAUACAGUU
Messenger RNA from Manis pentadactyla (Chinese pangolin), 891 nucleotides. RefSeq names its product neuropeptide S (gene NPS). Bases 1 to 525 code for a protein of 174 amino acids. Gene Ontology annotation, cellular component: extracellular region. NCBI's taxonomy places the organism in Eukaryota, Metazoa, Chordata, Mammalia, Pholidota, Manidae. Gene Ontology annotation, biological process: positive regulation of synaptic transmission, glutamatergic; positive regulation of synaptic transmission, GABAergic; neuropeptide signaling pathway. The record is from RefSeq and is a predicted model, not a curated record. The transcript has 5 exons.